AUGAACGAGGCGGCCCCUCGAGCCUCCAACGGGUCUGUGUCUGCUUUCCACCGCUUUGUUGACGAAGCCAAUGGCAUCUCUGCCGCCGACAACGUUUCCGUCGUCAGCGAUGCAGUCCCUGAGCUUGUGAAUGGGUCCUCAUCCGGCCUGGACCGCAGUGCCGCAGAUAAUGGCAGCGGCAGCCGCAAUGAUCUCGACGAGACAACGACCGAGCCUCAACAAUCGACUGAUGGUUUUAAUGGUGUUGAUGGCCUCAAGAGCCCAUAUCUCAAGCCUACAGAUGCCGACUCGGUUCACGACCUAGUCUGCAUUGGCUUUGGCCCGGCAAGUCUCGCUAUCGCCGUUGCACUUCACGACGCCAUGGAUGGCAGUAAGUUGGCCAACCCGCCAAAGGUUCUGUUUCUCGAAAAGCAGGCCCAGUUCGCGUGGCAUGCUGGCAUGCUGCUACCGGGUGCCAAGAUGCAAAUCUCGUUCAUCAAGGAUCUCGCCUCGCUCCGGGACCCUCGGUCUCACUUCACGUUCCUCAACUAUCUGCACCAAAAUGGCCGCCUGGUUGAGUUCACGAACCUGGGUACUUUCUUACCAGCGCGUGUCGAGUACGAGGACUAUCUCCGUUGGUGCGCACGACAUUUCGACGACGUCGUUCUGUACCAAAGCGAAGUUGUCUCUGUCUCACCCGUGCAACAGUCUGGCCCUCACAGGCUGUUCAAUGUGGCAUCUCGCAACGCCAAGACUGGCGUGACAACCACUUUCCAAACUCGCAACGUUAUCUUGGCCGUUGGUGGCCAGCCUUCGAUUCCCCAAAUCAUUCCAGCACAGAGCCCUCGUGUCAUUCACUCGUCCCAAUACGCGCAACUGGUGCCCAAGAUACUGAGUGACGCGUCUCGAUCAUACCGUGUGGCCGUGGUAGGCGCUGGUCAGAGCGCAGCUGAGAUUUUCAACAAUGUUCAGAGUCUCUACCCAAACAGUAAGACUUGGAUGAUUAUGAGAUCCGAUUUUCUCAAGCCAAGUGACGACUCGCCAUUCGUCAAUUCCAUUUUCAAUCCAGAGUUCAUCGACACUGUAUAUCCCUUGUCGUCGGCUCACCGCGCAAGCCUUCUUGCCGACGCUCGAGCAACUAACUACGGCGUUGUCCGCCUCGAGCUGAUUGAACAUUUGUACGAGAAGAUGUACCACCAACGGCGAACUCUUGGCACAGACGAAAAGAAGUGGCCACACCGCAUAAUGGGAGGGCGGAGAAUUGUGACGGUUGGCGAGAAGGACGACCAGCUCAGUGUCAAAGUUGCCCUCUGCACAUCGGACGAAGAGACUCAGGAUGGUCCUCUAUUGGGAGAAGAGGUUUUGGACGUGGAUCUCAUCAUCUGUGCGACUGGGUACCAGAGGAAAGCUCACCUGGAAAUGCUCAAGGAUACGUGGUCUCUGUUGCCUGAAGUGGCGAGCGAAAAGAGCGGACCGCCGGCGACGACUAGAGACCAUUGGUUCGUAGACACGGAAACUGCCGACACGACUUCAACCCGUGUUCUUGAGGUUGGCCGAGACUACGGAGUGCGCUUUUCGCCUGGCACUGUAGCUUCAGGUUCUGGCGUAUGGUUGCAAGGUUGCUGCGAAGCCACUCACGGCUUGAGUGAUACCCUCCUUUCUGUUUUAGGAACACGGUCAGGGGAGAUCGUGGAGUCGAUAUUUGGGAAUGCCGCUGAACCAAAGUGGCGGUGA
This is a messenger RNA of Lasiosphaeria miniovina, 1713 nucleotides long. RefSeq names its product L-lysine 6-monooxygenase (NADPH-requiring)-domain-containing protein. Gene Ontology annotation, biological process: intracellular iron ion homeostasis. The transcript is spliced from 3 exons. Bases 1 to 1713 code for a protein of 570 amino acids. Lineage: Eukaryota; Fungi; Ascomycota; Sordariomycetes; Sordariales; Lasiosphaeriaceae. The record is from RefSeq and is a predicted model, not a curated record.